Molecule: messenger RNA, 5098 nt
Organism: Planococcus citri (citrus mealybug)
Lineage: Eukaryota; Metazoa; Arthropoda; Insecta; Hemiptera; Pseudococcidae
Product: tRNA (32-2'-O)-methyltransferase regulator THADA
Exons: 10
Coding region: 238-4908 (1556 amino acids)
Biological process (GO): tRNA methylation
Cellular component (GO): cytosol
Source: RefSeq, a predicted model, not a curated record
UCAGCUGUGAAAUCGUGUUAUUGUAGAACGCAGAAAUUGUUCCUCACUUUCCGGCAGAUUUUCUACUUAUUUUUUCCGAUUUUGAAACGUAAAAGUAGAGAAAAUUAAUGUGAAAAUGUCAUAUUGUGAAUUGUUUCUAUGCAGAUCGACGAAUAGGUUUUGAAGACAUCGUGCGUUUUUCAAGUAGUUUGCAGCUUCAGGUACUUCAUUUUUGAUCAUCAGUCUUCGCAAGAAACAAUGGAUGAAAAUGCUGCGAAAGAUUGGAAAAAUUCACUGGAUUAUUUGUCGAGUCUAGUCAAUUCAGUUCAUGUUCCAAAAUUGGAUUUGAAACUCACAAAUAUUCUUUCGUCCAGCGAAUACAAACCAGAAUAUGACGAUUUGCUGAGAGAAAAUUUACAAAUUGUUGUACAGCUGGUGAAAAAAUUUACAAAAGAUGUCACACUUUGUAUAGACCUUUGUCGUGUUUUUUUCACCAUCGUGUCUUGCAAAUGGCCCACCGAAAUAGAAAAUUUCGUCAUUCACGAACGCGGUUCAAGUGAAGAAUUCGUGUCGUUGUUGAACGAAUUUGAUUCCGAGCAUAUUGUAUUUUUAUACUUGGGAGCGUUGACUUUCAUUAUCGAUUUCAAAUUGGAAUCAUUCGAUGAUAAUGUUUUCAACAUUAUUGAUUCGAAAUCAGUCGGAGAAAUCGAAAGCUUGUUGGCAAACGUGGAAAAUGUAGAUAUUGUGGUGAAUUGGGCCGAUGUCUGGGUCACGUUGUUAUUGAAAGUUGAAUCAAAUAGACCUCGGCUUCGGAGAAAUGAUGUAAGAUGUAUUUUGAAGUCACUCUUUUCUGUGAUCAUCGCUUAUUGGAAUCAUAGCUUGGUGCAUCGUUCCCGAAUUGAUCCAAUUGUCUCGAAAUGUUUGCAAUUCGAGUACAGCUGUUUGAGAAACGAAUCCAGUCUUGGGUCUAUUAAAGAUUUGAUGGUGUUCCAAUACAUGAACGAUAUCUCGUGGAAAGUUCCAUUCAAGUAUUUUGUUUGCCGACAUUUAUUAUGUUUUGCUGUUUCGCAAGAUUUACUAAUCGAGGUCACUGAUGUAAUGAAAGAAGAACUUGCCGAAGGAUUCGCUAAAAGUCUGCGAAACAAAAACGUUGUCGGAGUGGAAAUGGAACUUUUUACAUUCUGUCUGAAUCAUUUCCCGUAUGAUGAGUGGAAAAGUAUCAUAUUUCCUGUUACGAAUUUCGCUUUGCAAGACACAUCUCGAUCUAAUUACUUCGCUCGAUGGUGGUUACCCCAAAUUUUGCGAAAGUUUCCCGAUUUCGUCGAGCUCUUGGAUAAAAAUAUUUUCGAAAACAAACACAGUCGUUCCAAAGUACUGGUAUCUUCGUUAAAAACAUGCUACCUUCGUAAAAUACCUUUAGACGCGAUUAACCGAAACGAAAUCGAAUUCAUAAAUUAUCUAAAAAGUCUAUUUUGUCUGGGAGAAGAUAUUCGAGGUGAGGUAUUUUCAUUGCUGUGCGAACUUCACGACCAAUCUGUUCUGCACAGCGAGCUCGAAUUGAGCGCGAUUUUCUCGUUUUUAAAAUACAACGUGAAUGGAAAUUGCACGUUGUUGAGGCAAAUGAUGCUUUCGUCGUUUUCAAAAUUCAUCUUGAGAUUGAUAUGCUCAUGCGUGCGAGUGAUCAAAAAGCAAAAAACCGAGGCAGAAUCGAAACUCAACCACGUGAUGGUAUUUUUACGCAACCUGAACGAUUUCAUAGCCGACGGAAUGCAACCUGGGUGCAGUUACCAGCGUAAAAUAGCCUCGUUGAAUCUGCUGAAAAUCAUUAUGACUUACGCUGUUCACGAAUGCGAAUCGUCUAUCCAUCGUAAUAACCUGAAAGACGCCGAUAAAUUCGUCGAUUAUGUCACAGAAAAACAAGCUUGGAGAUUUGACUGCGACACGAAUCGUAAAUUGCUAUUCAAUUGUUUGAUGGAUUCGUGCGAUGAAGUUCAACAUAUGGCUGCGGUGUUGCUGAGAAGUUACUUUUUAUUGGAUCGAGUCCCGGAGCAGAUUUUUGAAGACGCUGUUCGCGUAUCCAAUGAUAAUAAAUUUUAUAAGAGAAGUAGCGGAUACAGAUCGGUUGUGAGCUGUAUUGCGAUGGCGUAUAAAUCGUUCGAAAAUCCUUGUCAGCAAUUCGGUAUCGAGAUCAGUUUUCGACAGCAUUUUCUGGAGUCGUUAGAGAAGAAAAUAGAGAUCACAGAGAAAGAUAUCUUGAACGCUGCCGUGAAUUUUCCUUGGGAUGCUGAUGUGAGGAUACUGAAUUUCUUGAUGAAUAAUUCGCAAAGCCAGGAAUUCCACCAAGUUACUCAACCAGAGGUCGAUAAAUUGAUCACGUUGUUGGAGAGAAUCGUACCGGUACUGUUGAAAGCGUUGUUCGUCGAUAAAUCUGCAGAUUAUGCUCCUUCUUUUGAGGAAUCAGAUUUAGCCUUACGUAUGUUGAUCAAAAACUCUGUCAUUAGCGAAUCGUUUCGAGGUGACGAAGAAGAAGAACGAUGUCAACUUCAACCUUUGAACCAGCUAUUGCUGAAUUUCAUCUGGAUUACGUUAAAGGUCUGCAGCGAUUUGGAAAGUACAUUGGUGGUGAACCGAACGAGCUCCAUGACCGAAUCCCAAGUGAUCAGAUGCUGUAACCUGAUCGCCAGCAAAUUGAAGCUGUGUCGUCACAAAGGUCUCAUUGAAGCGGCCGGUGUUUCUUUAUCCAGUGUUGUCAGAUGCUUGACGUCGCAGAAUUUGUACGGAUAUUGGUUUGAAUCGGUGAUAUCGGAGAUCCUGUACAUGAUCGAGUUCAAAAGUGGAGCUACAAUAUCACGUAAAUCUGCCGGACUUUCUAUUCUUGUGCAGAAUAUCAUCGGAAAUGAUAAACGACCUGAUAAGCCAUUGAUUGUCAAAUGCUGGAAAGAAUUCAAGAGGAUUUUGAACGUAGAUUACGAUUCGUUAAAUAUAGCAGAUGUAUUUCAAGAGUUACCCCAAACGCACGCUCUUCAUUUGUUGAAAGUUAUCGUCGCCGAUGCCCGGAAUAGUGUAGAUUUGUUACCAUAUUUAGAAGAAAUAACCACCAUUUGUUUGACUGCCUUGAAAGCUCCCGUGUGGGUGAUUAGAAACGCCGCCUUACAGUUAUUCGGAAUACUUGAGCUGAAAAUCGUCGGCCAGCGAAACCCUGCUCCUACGGUAGGCGUUCGAUUCUCAUUCGAAGAAGUUUUCUUCACCAUGCCCAGAAUACUAGACCACUUAAUCGUGACUUUGGAACAAGCUACUCAUCAAUCCGACGAAUCUAUCCCACAUUCCGACGUAGCUCCUGUACUGGUAAUAUUGGCUGGUCUCAGAUUAACCAGCGUCAUCAUUUUGAAAGAUCCUGUUCUUCAAAAAGUCGAAAAAUGUCGAAAAUUAAUCGAGAAGUUACUCAGCAGUGAUCUAUAUGCUGUUCGAGAACUAGCUGCUAAAGUUGUGUUGAAUUUACACAGUCCUAAAGAAAUACUCUCGAGGGCAGUCUGCAUAGCUAACGGUGUUAUCAAAUACGUCAAGUGUAAAGAAGUUCUUUUGGGCGAGAAUCACGUCCACGGAUAUUUAUUGUUGCUGAAACAGAUCUCCGAUGUGUAUCCCGAAUCCAAAGAUAUAAUCGAGGGAAAUCGAGUCGAUUUGCUGGAGUCUUUGAACGUGUCGUUGGUCUCACAAACGUUACUAUUCGAUUUAAAUAUGGUGAACGUUGAAGUCGUAUCGUUGGAUGAUUUACUCGAGCAUGUUGGAAAUGUGAUCAACGUGGUGGAAACCCAUCGGUAUCUGAGUAUUGGAUACUAUCAGUGGCUCAAUGCCAUUUUCAGAGUACUGAUGAAAAAUCACAAACCAUGUGAAGUCGUUGAAAAAUGUUUAAAGCGUCGGCAUCGUGGUAUUUUGAUGGCGUCGUUGGAUGUCUUGUUAGAAUGCGAAGUAGACGAGUCGAUUUUUCCUGUUUUAUUGAAAUGCCUGAAAUAUUACAUCGAAGUAAAAGAUGAAGGUGCCAUGAACCGUAUCUUAACCACGUUUGCUGAACUCCAUAAACCACGUUUCAAAGUCUCGUUUGACGAGAUAUUUUUCAAUAAAUACUUCGACGUAUUGAAAGAAUUGAAUUAUUAUUAUUUUCAAGGCGUCAACGUCCAUUUACUGGGAAUCUCUGUGGCUAAUUCGGGUCACCGGAUUGACGAUAUACUGCUGAGCAUACACGAAUGUUUGGAUAUUUCCAAGUAUAAUAAAAAUAUAAGACUGAACGCAGCCUUCGCGAUGUUGAACUUGAGUUCGAUACUGAAUCGAAUCGAUAUAAAUAUGAAAUUAAUAUGGACCAUACUGGUGGAUUUGGUUCAAGAUGAAGAAUCUGAUAUUCGAAGCAUCGGUAGUAACUGUUUCGUGAACAUUUUCAAUAUUGGUAUUGAUUACGGUCCUGAAGUAGCCAUGAACGAGCUUUUUAAUGUAAACGUUGUCUUGACGAGGUUAAACACGAACGAGUUCGUUGACCUGUUGUGGAAUAGAUUAAAGGUCGCCGGUUUCGAGCAAAACGAGGCGUUCGAUGAAGAAGAACUUAAUCCAUUCGAUCAAGGUAUAAUCAACUGCUACGCCGAAGAAGUGAAAAUCAUCAGAUUGGCGGGAGAUACGUUGAUAGAUAUUUUUGAACUGGAUUCGAACGUUUGUAAGGAGUAUUUCUCGAGUUCGGUAGUCGAUGAGUAUUUCAGUUCGCGGACUAACGAUGUUCUAAAAAAUUAUAAAAGAUAUUGUAACGAAUAUCUUGUUAAUUCUGACGAUUAUUUAUUAGCUUUGAGAUGUUAUUAUUUGUUGUAUGUUUUUAAAAAAGUGAAGUAUUGUGUUCAAAAUGAGAUAAACGAAUGUGCUAACGAUUUGAAAAAAAUAUUACGUUUUUGAUACUGGCUGUCCUGUCUCGGUUUCUUUUCUAUGAUCAUUUGCCUCAUGAGUACGUGGUUUCGAUUUUUUGUAUCUUUUUUUUUUUUUUUUUUUUUCUAUAAAUUAUCCAGUGUUCAAAUAUUUUUUUUUUGUAUUUUGUUGAUGUUUUUGUUACCUUUUUUGUGUAAUAAAUUUGUAUUACUUUGAACAA